CUUAGGCGACACACUGAGCAGGGGCAGCAGGGAUCAACGCGUAGGAAACACAUAGUAGAUGCACUACCAAAGAGGACGUCUGCCACCUCAACUGGAUCCUUUGGAAAGAUGAGAGGAGAGAGAAAGAGAAUACGCACGUUGAGAGAAGUCCUCCAUGGAGCUUGAUAGGACUCCAACGUGCUGCUGCAGAGGAAUCUUGCAACCCUGGUCAUCCUUAAAAAAACAUUUGCAUCUUUAACAUUGCUGGAAAACUGGCAUGGAACACCACAGAUAUCUCUGGCGCAAUUUUAGCAGGAAGGAGUGAGCAGAGUGUACAAACGUAUUUGGUCAGAAACUAAAAUAUAUUAUUUUAAGGACGUGAACCAGAGAACAAACUAAAGAGGUGAAAGACAAGGCAAGUAGAAAGGUUUGGUUUCUGAGCUCCACACCAACCACCCCAUUAAUCAUUUGACUUGAAACCUAGGGGUGGUGAGGGUCGCUAUAAAAGCCAUGGAUACAGCUACAGAGGGUGCUCAGGAGGUAAUGGUAAGUGAGGCUCUUGUUCAGUUCAAGGCCACCUUGCAAGCUGCCGUAAGGGAGGUACACGUGGAUGUAAGCGCCUUCAAGCAGCGCAUAGAGCAAAGGAUUGAGGAGCUAUGCAUUUCCAACGGACCCUUGACCGAGACGGUGACCAGGCUGCAGGAGGAGAACCUGCAGCUCAGGGCAAAGCUGGAGGCCCUCAGCCGUCUGGUGGAGGGUCUUGCCGGGGUAAAGGCUGAGAAGAGUCCUGCUGAAGUGAAGGGGAAGAACGAGGAGGAAAAUAUUGAGAAUGGACAGGUACAGAUACAGUCCAAGACCCAGGAAGACAAGAGGGGUUUGCUCAACUCUGGAAGAUCGGAGGACAGCCUGUCAAGUCAGUCCAUGUCCACAUCCUCUGAACCAUCUGGGUCAAGUGGAGGAUCAAACCAUGCUGCUGCUGCUGCUGCUCCCAGGAACACCCCAGCCCCUCCUCCGUGGAGAGCAAAGAGACAUGCUGAAAUUAACGGCACUGAUGUAAAAGGAGAAAAAAAUGUCGCCACAGCUGCACAAGAGAAUGGCAAGCAAGAAGGUUCGGCAGUGGUCUCUGACGCAGCCCAAACUGCUGAAGCUGUUCCCCAGUCCCAUCAGCCACUCACCGCCGUCACCAAACCAAGCCCAGAGCUUUCUGCCAUAGCUAAUCCUCUUCAGUCUAAAGUGGAAACCACCAAAAUGCCUGACCAGGAAGAAUCAGGUCUUCUGACCAAACCCCAUCUGCCCCUCACUGCUAUGACGAAAGCCGGCUCCGAGGCUCCAUCUGCUCCUCAGUCUGCCGCCUCAGUGGCCAAAGCAACAAAAGAAACUCCAGUAAAAUCAGUGGAGUCUCCUGCGAAAUGUGAUGCUGAGGAACCCCAGCCCCAUCUUCCCAUCACCGCCAUGACAACCAAACCCAGUCCUGAGGGUCUGCUUCCCACCAAAUCUGUUCAGUCUCCAGCAUUACUGCCUAAAGCAGCCGGCCAUUCUACAGCAGAGGCUCCAACAGAGGAAACAGGCGAAUAUCCAUUUAUAAGAGGUGCAUCUGGAGCAAAGGAGUUGAAGUCCCAGUUAUCCCAGGAGCAGUCAGGGUCUGGAUCUCAGGCUUUGCCCCAUCUUCCCCUCACAGCUGUAACCAAAAGCAGCUCUGAGACUUCCGCUCCAUCUAAACCUGAUCAGAAUCCUUCAAUACCAGAAUCCCCGACAGUAAAGCGAGGCGAAUGUCCAUUUAGACGUGACAUCAGUGAACCCAAGCCACACUUGCCUCUCUCUGCUAUGACCAAACCCAACACAGAGUCUUCAUCAUCAGCUGUACCAGCUCAGUCUCCAAGUAUUUCAGCAUCACAGGAACCUAUUGUAAAACCUGGGGAAUAUCCCUUUAAGCGAGUACCAAUUCUCAAGACACCCAGUCCCAGUCUGAAGAGAAGUGUGAGCUUUCCUCAGUCUGCAGAAAAAUUACUUCCCUCCAAAUCAAUCAUAAAAUCUGGUUUCUCACCUAAUUUGGAAAAGAAAGCGAACAAGCCAGGAGGGGUUGAGUUUAAGCAGGAUGUAAUGAGAUCACAAACACUUCCACGCUCCAAUGGGGCUCAGGCCAAACGGGCUCUCUUUGAAAGGAUGAACUCAGAACCUACCAAGCCAAAGGACUCCAAGCCUAAACUGAAGCGCUCUCAGAGUUUUGGAGUGUCCAGUGCCAGUGGUAUCAAACAGAUUCUUCUGGAGUGGUGUCGCUCAAAAACCAUUGGCUAUCAGAACAUAGACAUUCAAAACUUCUCAUCCAGUUGGAGUGAUGGGAUGGCUUUCUGUGCUCUGGUUCACUCUUUCUUCCCUCUGGAGUUUGAUUACAACACGCUGGAUCCUUCAAACCGCAAACACAACUUAGAGCUGGCUUUCACCGCUGCAGAGGAGCAGGCCGACUGUCUCCGUCUGAUUGAGGUGGACGACAUGUUGGAGAUGGGGGACAAGCCAGACCCCAUGUGUGUGUUUACAUACGUCCAGUCCCUCUAUAACCACCUAAAGAAGUUUGAAUAACUCUGUAUCAGAGUAGAUGAAAAAGUCUAGAUGUUUUUAACCACAGUGUGUUGUGAACACUUUGAAUGGGCUGAAUUAAUGUGGAGCCCAAAACCGGCCUCUGACAAUCAAACCAAUAGGACACUGCUAUUGUUUAAAUCACUUACACAAUGACAUUGGUGUUUGACAAAUAUCUGAUCAGUUUUAUACUGUAUGUGUGUGCUCACCAGCUUCCCCAAUUUCCUUUAGCAUUUAUAGUAGACUACUGAUUCUUAAAUGCAGUGUCUUAUGAGAUGUAUUGUGAUGCGUGUGGCUCUAAUGUUGUUGUAUUUACAAAAGGGUUUUUGAGUAAUUCUCAAACCCAUUAUAAAAAGGAAGCAAAUUUAAGAAAUGUAACAAAUCAAAGAGUUAUGAACCAGUGUAGAGAUGCUCCGGUAACAAUAAACUGAGGUCUUGCUAGAUGAAUCUUGUAAUGUGGCAAAAUAAAGCGCUUUUCUAAUAUUUCUUUUUUUCAUAUAUUAUUGUGGCAGGCUGCACAGCAGAGGCAAAAAUGUGCAGGAUGUGUAGUGGAAGUGUAAACUGUAAAUAAUUUAACUGUGACAUAUAAACUCCAGGAGCCAAAUUCAGGUCAGUCAGUCAGUCAGAUAUGAAAUUUAUUAGGGCUGGCUGCCGCCUGUGAUGGCAUUUGGCAUGACACUAACAGGGAUUGAAGGUAUUUUUAUAUGACAAAUGUUUACACUAUUACACAAUUAAGUGUAAGGGCAAGAAACCGUAGAUCUUAGUUGUCAUCACAUCACUGAAGUGCCAUACGUAGGUCACAUGAUGACAACUGAGCCAUCUCUGUCUGCCGUAGAUGACCAUGAGAUGUGCUUGAAUGUUCUGGAAAAAAAAAAAAAAACUACUAAGAGCACCUUCAGCUAACAUUUUUCUGUUGAAGAAAUGCUGUUUUCAGUUCAUCAAAUAU
This is a messenger RNA of Toxotes jaculatrix (banded archerfish), 3499 nucleotides long. RefSeq names its product smoothelin-like protein 1. Gene Ontology annotation, biological process: actin cytoskeleton organization. The record is from RefSeq and is a predicted model, not a curated record. The transcript is spliced from 14 exons. Gene Ontology annotation, cellular component: filamentous actin; microtubule organizing center. Gene Ontology annotation, molecular function: protein binding. Bases 490 to 2556 code for a protein of 688 amino acids. Lineage: Eukaryota; Metazoa; Chordata; Actinopteri; Toxotidae.